Magnolia sinica is the source of this 1691-nucleotide messenger RNA. RefSeq names its product serine hydroxymethyltransferase 4-like. Gene Ontology annotation, cellular component: cytoplasm. The transcript is spliced from 4 exons. Gene Ontology annotation, biological process: L-serine catabolic process; folic acid metabolic process; tetrahydrofolate interconversion. Gene Ontology annotation, molecular function: zinc ion binding; glycine hydroxymethyltransferase activity; cobalt ion binding. Lineage: Eukaryota; Viridiplantae; Streptophyta; Magnoliopsida; Magnoliales; Magnoliaceae. The record is from RefSeq and is a predicted model, not a curated record. Bases 68 to 1483 code for a protein of 471 amino acids.
CCCUGCAACUCCCCAACAACUUCCUGCAUUUCCUCUCUCUUCCCAUUCUACCUUUCCCGUCUUCUCCAUGGAUCCCGUCAAUGCAUGGGGCAACACCCCUCUCCAAACGAUCGACGGUGAGAUCUUCGACCUCAUCGAGAAGGAGAAGCGCCGGCAAUGCCGUGGCAUCGAGCUCAUCGCUUCCGAGAAUUUCACCUCAUUCGCCGUCAUCGAGGCUCUCGGCAGCCCGUUGACGAACAAGUACUCCGAGGGAAUGCCCGGAAACCGCUACUACGGCGGCAAUGAGUUCAUCGACGAGAUCGAGAACCUCUGCCGGGCCCGCGCCCUUCAGGCCUUCCGCCUCGAUCCCACGAAGUGGGGCGUCAACGUCCAACCCUACUCCGGCAGCCCCGCCAACUUCGCUGCCUACACUGCCCUCCUCAAUCCUCAUGAUCGGAUCAUGGGCCUUGAUCUGCCGUCUGGAGGCCACCUCACGCACGGCUACUACACGUCCGGGGGGAAGAAGAUCUCCGCCACGUCGAUCUACUUCGAGAGCCUGCCGUAUAAGGUGAGCUCGACGACGGGGUACAUCGAUUACGAUAAGCUGGAGGAGAAGGCGAUGGAUUUCCGGCCUAAGCUGAUAAUUUGCGGAGGGAGUGCAUACCCACGGGAUUGGGAUUAUGCGAGGCUCAGAUCGGUUGCUGAUAAGUGCGGGGCCCUUCUGUUGUGUGACAUGGCCCACAUUAGCGGCCUUGUUGCGGCUCAGGAAGCUGCAAACCCGUUUGAGUACUGCGAUGUUGUCACGACCACAACUCACAAGAGCCUGAGAGGGCCAAGAUCUGGUAUGAUCUUCUACAGGAAAGGACCCAAGCCUCCCAGGAAGGGCCAGCCAGAGGGUGCUGUCUAUGACUACGAGGACAAAAUUAACUUUUCUGUUUUCCCAUCACUCCAGGGUGGGCCGCACAAUCACCAGAUAGCUGCAUUGGCCGUUGCUUUGAAACAGGCCAUUUCUCCUGGAUUCAAGGCAUACGCCAAGCAGGUUAAGGCCAAUGCAGUUGCCCUUGGAAACUACCUGAUGAACAAGGGAUACAAGCUUGUCACUGAUGGAACUGAGAACCACCUCGUUCUAUGGGAUCUUCGACCUCUCGGCCUGACCGGCAAUAAAGUCGAGAAGCUUUGUGACUUGUGCAACAUUACUGUGAACAAGAAUGCCGUUUUCGGGGACAGCAGUGCGCUUGCUCCUGGAGGUGUUCGAAUCGGUACCCCUGCAAUGACUUCAAGGGGUUUGGUCGAGAAGGAUUUUGAGCAGAUUGGCGAGUUCCUUCACCAGGCAGUUACCAUCACCCUAAAUGUUCAAAAGGAGCAUGGGAAGCUCCUCAAGGACUUCAACAAGGGCCUUGUCAACAACAAGGACAUUGAGAACCUUAAGGCGUCUGUUGAGAAAUUCUCUGCCUCUUUCGAUAUGCCUGGCUUUGACAUGUCCGCCAUGAAGUACAAGGAUUAGAGCGGCCGGUUACCCCCAAUCGUUACCAUCUAUCAAGCUACUCUUGGGUCACAACCUAAAAAAUUCCAUUUCAAUUUCUUCAAGUUUCAUUUUUGCAUUUUUUUUGGCUGGUUAUUUGAGUCCUUUCCUAUGUAAAAUUCCCCUUUGGGUUUGUUGGAAUGCAUCCAAUUCAACUCAUCCCUUGAGAGUGGGGUCCAUGUUUAAGUGA